This is a messenger RNA of Staurois parvus, 318 nucleotides long. The record is from the annotation of a GenBank genome assembly. NCBI's taxonomy places the organism in Eukaryota, Metazoa, Chordata, Amphibia, Anura, Ranidae.
AGACAGCCUUUGGCAUAUAGGAGUUAUAUUCAGAAUACAGGGCUCCGGUCCACUACUGCUUGGGCAAUGGCAUCACUUGCUGAAAUUGGUCAUGUCAGUUACAUGGGAGCAGACAUAAGUGACUCACAGUUGACACAUGCACUUGCCAAUAUGAAGAAGGCAGGAAUAUCAGAUUCUGUGGCGCUCUUAAAAGGAUCUGUGUUAAAUAUUCCAGUUCUGUCAGAGAGUAUGGAUGUUGUGAUUUCUGAUAUCCCAUUUGGAAAAAAAUUUAAAUGUUUUAAAGAUAUAAAAGAACUUCUGCCUGACAUCAUCAGAGAA